GGGACCCGCGGUCUACUGAGCCCAGAGCGCAGCGAGAGGGAGCUGGAACCUGAUCAUGGCGGCUCGCGGGCGUGAGAAGGCUCCUCCGGACCCAGUGCAUCAGAACCAGAUCAUGUGCGAGCUAAUCCGCAAGGAGCUUCGGGCCCAGAAGCUGUACACUCAGUACAACGUGAACCCCCACCACCCAGUUCACAACAUUACCAGAAAGCCCAUGUCCUGGCAUGACAAUGUGGAGGAACCUGCAGAUGCCAAGUUCCUGAAUGUCAUUCACUACGCUGCUCAGGGACCCAAGAAGAAAUACUCAGAGCCCCAGACAGAGAGCCAGGAAAUCGGCUGGGACUGCGAGCCCUUGAUUCCUAGCGAGCGCGGAGACAAGAGGAUCAAUUUUUUCCGCACCUACCAGGACAUCACGAAGUAUAUGGCGGAGUUCUGGCGCCUAAAGGCCAAGCAGAGCUCAAAGUAGCGGGGCCAGGGUCGCUCAGCUCCAGUGCUUGGGCCACACCCCAAUCCUUUGAAGCACCCAAGCCCAUUUUUGCCC
Molecule: messenger RNA, 538 nt
Organism: Sarcophilus harrisii (Tasmanian devil)
Lineage: Eukaryota; Metazoa; Chordata; Mammalia; Dasyuromorphia; Dasyuridae
Gene: CFAP144
Product: family with sequence similarity 183 member A
Exons: 4
Coding region: 56-463 (135 amino acids)
Cellular component (GO): ciliary base
Source: RefSeq, a predicted model, not a curated record